AUGCCAACCCUGACCCGAGGCCUCUUUCUGGGCCUCUGCAUUCUGGUCCUUUUGGAAACUGCUGCAGCCCAGACCCCCAAAGAUCCUCCAUGUCGUCGUCGGUGUCCCCAGCAUGCCAUUUGUAUCAAUGGGACCCACUGCACCUGCAAAAAUGGAUUUGCUUCUUCGACUGGGAAGAAAUACUUCAGUGACCCUCUGGAGAUCUGUGACGAUAUUAAUGAAUGUGUACCACCCACUGAUGUCUCUUGUGGUCAGAAUGCAGACUGUGUUAAUACAGAAGGAAGUUACCACUGCACUUGCAUCUCUGGAUAUGCACUUCCUUCUGGGGAGAAGAUAUUCCCAAAUGCCACUAUGAACAACUGUCAAGAUGUGGAUGAAUGUCAGCUCAAUAGCUCACUCUGUGCACCCAAUGGGGUCUGUAAAAAUGAGCUUCAAAACUAUACAUGCAUAUGCAAGCCUGGCUUUGCCAAAAGCAGCAAGAACCAAUUGGAGGAUUGCAUAGAUAAAGAUGAAUGUCAGGACAAAUUACUCUAUGUUAAUGAAUGUGUACCACCCAGUACUAUCUCUUGUGGUCAGAAUGCAGCCUGUGUUAAUACCUAUGGAGAUUACCACUGCACCUGCAUCCCUGGAUACAAACUUCCUUCUGGGGAGAAGACAUUCCCAAAUGCCACUAUGAACGACUGUCAAGAUAUCUCCUUUCCCACAUCACCAUUGAACCCUGGAGGCAGCAACAAGUUGGAGAAUCUUUCUUACCACCUUGAAUCAUUUACCGCCACCCAUGCCUUUUGGACUGCUAAGAACAAGAGAGCAAUUGCAACUAAAGUGACAAACCUAUUACAGGACCUAGAACAAGCUGCAUGGGAGGAUGCUAUCAGGUCUCCUGAUGGGAAGAUACAGAUGGUACAGAAUAAGUCUGUUCUAGCUAUUGAAACGCAUGUAAUCAGCAACUGCUCCCAGGAAAAUGGGACCAUUAAACUGGAAGCUCAGAAUAACUCAAUGAAGAUUUUCUGCAUGGAUAUAAUCCACUCAGAUACUCAAGGUCUGAGUGCAGUUGCUUUUCUCUCCUAUUCUUACCUUGGAGCCAUUAUAAAUGCAUCCUUUUUUGAGGAGAGACAUGGGAAGGAGAGUUAUGGAAUCUACCUGAACUCUCAAGUAGUCAGUACUGCUAUAGGACCACAGCAAUCAGAAUCCUCCUCUCUUUCUGUUAUUCUAGAGUUCCAGCAUAUGCAGAAAAAGAGAGAAGAAGAAAUGUCCCUCUGUGUUUACUGGGAAGCACAGUUAGAGGAGGGAGGUGUAUGGUCCACAAAAGGCUGCAACCUCAUAAAAUCCAAUGAAAUGCACACCAGCUGCAACUGCACCCACAUGUCUACAUUUGCUGUCCUGAUGGCUCCCAUUCCUCAGGAAGAAGAUUGUGUGCUGACAGUGAUCACUUAUGUGGGGCUGAGCCUCUCCCUGCUGUGUCUCUUUCUGGCUGCCCUCACCUUCCUCCUAUGCCGCACCAUUCAGAACACCAGCACCUCCCUCCACCUGCAGCUCUCUCUGUGCCUCUUCCUGGCAAACCUCAUCUUCCUCACAGGAAUUAAGCACAGCAAGAAUCAGGUCCUGUGUUCCAUCAUUGCAGGGUUAUUACAUUACUUCUACCUGGCCUCUUUCACCUGGAUGCUGCUGGAAGGCCUGCAUCUCUUUCUUACUGCACGGAACCUGAUGGUUGUCAAUUACUCCAGAGUGAGCCAAUCCCUGAAGAAGGUCAUGUAUCCUCUGGGCUAUGGAAUUCCAGCUGGGAUUGUGGCUAUUUCUGCAGCAUCAAGAGCAGGCCUCUAUGGAACUUCUUCCCACUGCUGGCUCAAGCCGGAUAAGGGAUUUCUCUGGGCUUUCCUUGGACCAGUCUGUACCAUAUUCUGUGUAAACUUCACUUUUAUUCUUCUGGCUCUUUGGAUUUUGCAUAGCAAACUUUCCUCCCUCAACAGUGAGGUGUCCACUAUCCAGGACACAAGGUUGCUGACAUUUAAAGCCCUGGCUCAGUUGUGCAUCCUGGGCUGCACCUGGUGUCUGGGCAUUCUGCAGAUUGGCUCAGCUGCUCAGAUCAUGGCCUAUCUCUUCACUAUCAUCAACAGCCUGCAGGGAGUCUUCAUCUUCCUGGUGUACUGUCUCUUCAAUUAUCAGGUUCGGGAACAGUACAAAAGAUGGUUCAUGACAAUCAGGCAAAAAAAAUCUGACUCUGAGUCACUCAUGCUCUCAAGCAAGGUUGUCUCUGGCUCCAGCCAGACCCACUCAGAGAACCAAGAAGAAAGCAUCAAAUAUGAAAACUUCCCAGUCGCUAUGGGCAGGAUAGCUAUAGAACCCCAGGACUACCUUCAGCCUGGCCUCAGGAAGAAGGGGCAUGAAGAAGAGUAA
Messenger RNA from Dromiciops gliroides (monito del monte), 2394 nucleotides. RefSeq names its product adhesion G protein-coupled receptor E3-like. Gene Ontology annotation, cellular component: membrane. The record is from RefSeq and is a predicted model, not a curated record. Gene Ontology annotation, molecular function: calcium ion binding; G protein-coupled receptor activity. NCBI's taxonomy places the organism in Eukaryota, Metazoa, Chordata, Mammalia, Microbiotheria, Microbiotheriidae. The transcript has 19 exons. Bases 1 to 2394 code for a protein of 797 amino acids. Gene Ontology annotation, biological process: adenylate cyclase-activating G protein-coupled receptor signaling pathway; cell surface receptor signaling pathway.